Molecule: messenger RNA, 1758 nt
Organism: Zootermopsis nevadensis
Lineage: Eukaryota; Metazoa; Arthropoda; Insecta; Blattodea; Termopsidae
Source: RefSeq, a predicted model, not a curated record
ACAAUACCAACAAUAUAUAUCACAAUUCAUCAACAAAAAUUCUUUUACAAAUUUAACACAGAACCCUACACCACAAUAUCAAAAGGAAAUCCAAAAAAUAACCCAAAAAUGUAAAAACAUUUUUAACCCCCCAAAAACUCAAUAUUAUAAUUACAGCGCGACUUCACCCACAAUUACAGGACUCAUAAAAUUACACAAAAAUCCCUAUUCUAUUAGACCAUUAAUAAACUGGACAUCAGCUCCUGCAUACAAAAUUUCAUCAAAAACAGCCACUCUCUUAAAAGAAUACUGCAAUUUACCAAAUACAUUCAACAUAAAAAAUUCUAUAAAUUUAAUUAACGAACUUAAUGAACUCAAUCUCAAUAGAAAGUUACAUAUGUGUUCAUUCGAUAUUACAAACAUGUACACUAAUAUCCCUACAGAUAUAUUACAAGAUAUCAUCCACAAUAUACUAAAUAAACAAAACCUCGAUACACAAAUAAUAAACGAAAUUAAAAUAAUAACAAAUCUUAUUAUUAAUCAAAAUUAUUUUCAAUUUAAUGACAAAUACUGGCAACAAAAUACUGGACUACCUAUGGGUGCCCCCACGUCUAGCAUAUUAUCUGAAAUAUUCCUCCAAUACUUAGAACAUAAUAAUAUAAUAAACAUUUUAAAUAAAAACCAUAUCCAAUACUAUAGCAGAUACGUAGAUGACAUAUUAAUAAUUUACAAUACGGAAAAGACAAAUAUUCAACAAGUACUUAACGAAUUUAACAACAUAAAUCAAAAUAUUCAAUUUACAAUAGAACUGGAACAAAACAAUACAAUAAACUACCUAGAUUUAACUAUAAUUAGAAAAACAAAAAGAUUUGAAUUCAAAAUUUAUAGAAAACCAACUACAACAAGCACCAUAAUACAUGCCUCUUCUUGCCACCCUUUCGAACAUAAACAAAUGUCCAUCAAUUACUUACUAAACAGAAAAAACCUAUAUCCAAUAUCUACAAAAAACAAACAAAUAGAAUUAAACAUCAUCCAACAAAUUCUCAAUGAAAACGGAUAUAAUAAUCACAAAAUAAAUAUAAAACCUAAUAAAACAACAAAACCUAACGAAAAUGAAAACAUACAAGAUAAAUGGGCCACUUUUACAUACAUAGGUAAGGAAACCAAAUUCAUAACAAAACUAUUUAAAGAAAACAAAAUAAAAAUCGCUUUCAAAACAAAAAACACAAUAAAAAACCUCCUCAAACAAAAACCACCAAUAAACAUAAACAAUCAAUAUAACUUACCGGGUAUUUACAAAUUAAAAUGUAAAGACUGUCCUUUAACAUAUAUAGGACAAACUGGCCGCACUUUCACACAUAGAUACAAAGAACAUAUUGCAGCCAUAAGACACAAUAAAGACAGUUCUGCAUACGCAAAACAUAUUCUAAAUACAGGACAUGCAUAUAAUACAAUAAACGAAACAAUGGACAUAUUAAAAAUAGUACAAAACAAAAACCAUAGGAAUACAAUAGAAAAAUAUUACAUACAACAAACAUAUAAACAAAACAUUUGUCUAAAUGACAAUAACAUAUUCCUUAAUAACCCCAUCUUCAAUGCACUACAGAUCAUUAACCCCAACCCCGACAGCCACCUUUCACUUACUCCUUCCACAAGCAACCACAGUCAGUAUUGACCCACACCUAUACGAUGACAGUCGUACUUCUGGACAUAUCGGAACAUACAAUCAAUCCUACAUCUAAGACCGAUAUGUACAUCUGAUUAAAUUUAAGAAAAGAC